Messenger RNA from Ostrinia furnacalis (Asian corn borer), 2804 nucleotides. RefSeq names its product organic cation transporter protein. Gene Ontology annotation, molecular function: transmembrane transporter activity. The coding region runs from base 56 to 2071 and encodes 671 amino acids. Lineage: Eukaryota; Metazoa; Arthropoda; Insecta; Lepidoptera; Crambidae. Gene Ontology annotation, biological process: transmembrane transport. The transcript is spliced from 11 exons. The record is from RefSeq and is a predicted model, not a curated record. Gene Ontology annotation, cellular component: membrane.
AUCAUCAAAUUCGAGCAUGCAAAUUUGAUUCAAAAAUUCAAAAUUAGAAUUCAAAAUGGCACCUCAAGAAAGAACUCCAUGCUGCGACCAAGAGGACGAUUCCCGCCAAAAUUCCAUAGACAACAAACUGUCAAACAUCGAUUUGGGCGGGGGUUUUGUGAACAAAGGUUACAUGAAUGACAGCUCCGAUGUUGCCAGCGAAAAAAAAGUUACCGAGAAUAGUAGAAAAGAGGAUAAAAAUGACAAACCGAAAAAAGCUACAGAUUUUGAUGAUUUAUUGCCUUACGUUGGAGAAUUCGGACUGUAUCAGAAGAUUUUGUUCCUGUUGAUGAUACCGUUUGCGUUUUUCGUUGCGUUUGUGUAUUUUUCGCAAAUCUUCAUGACGAUUGUUCCUGAGCAGCAUUGGUGCUGGGUGCCGGAGCUGGCGAACCUUACAGUGGAAGAAAGACGAGCCCUAGCCAUCCCCCCCAAGUCCGAAGGCCCGUAUGCGCACGACCGAUGCCGAAUGUACUCCGCUGAUUGGACUGCCGCCCUCGCAUCGGGCCGCACGACGCCCGACGAUGAGUGGCCGAUAGUGCCAUGUACUAACGGCUGGGAGUACAAUAGAAGCGAUGUACCGUACGAGACGAUUGCUUCCCAGCUGGACUGGGUGUGCGAGAAGGACAACCUCGCUGCGACUGCGCAGGCCAUCUUCUUCUGUGGAGCCAUUGUGGGUGGACUCGUGUUCGGAUGGAUCGCUGACAAAUAUGGAAGAAUUCCAGCUUUAAUGGGCACCAACCUCAUCGGCUUCGCAGCUGGAGUGGCCACAGCAUUCUGCGACAGCUUCUGGACCUUUUCUGUCUGCCGGUUUCUGGUCGGUCUCGCUUUCGACAACUGCUUCACCAUGAUGUACAUCCUUGUUCUCGAAUAUGUCGGCCCCAAAUGGCGAACGUUCGUCGCGAACAUGUCCAUCGCACUGUUCUUCACUCUGGCCGCGUCCUUGCUGCCGUGGAUCGCUCUGUGGGCGGACGACUGGCGAAUGUUCGCGCUCGGCACGAGCAUUCCCUUCGCGCUUGCUAUCGCUACUCCAUGGGUUGUUCCUGAAAGUGCCAGAUGGUUGGUGUCGCAGGGCAAGAUCGAUAAAGCCUUGACCAUCAUGAAGAAGUUUGAGAGAAUAAACAAAACUAAGAUCCCGGACAAAGUUCUUAGCGAAUUCACGGAGGCCUCCUUCAAAACAAUCAAGGACAGCGAAGCUGAAUGCCGUACCUACUCCGUCCUCGACCUCUUCAGGACGCCUCGUCUCCGCCGCAACGCUGUCCUCCUCAUCGUCAUUUGGAUGGCCAUAUCCUUGGUCUUCGAUGGCCACGUCAGAAACGUGGGGUCUCUUGGCCUGGACAUCUUCUUGACGUUUACAGUGGCGUCUGCUACGGAGUUGCCUGCUGAUACGUUCUUGACUGCUGUUUUGGAUAGGUGGGGCAGAAGAUGGCUUGCAUGUGGUUCCAUGGUCAUCAGUGGAAUCUUUAGUUUGCUUGCCACAGCAGUACCCGUAGGUGGACCUUCAGCAUCGCUGGCUAUCCUCGGGCGGUUCGCCGUCAACAUUUCUUACAACAUCGGCUUGCAAUAUGCUGCGGAACUGCUUCCCACAGUAGUCAGAGCUCAGGGAGUGGCUCUAAUUCAUAUUAUGGGCUACGUUGCUUCAAUUGUGGCACCGUUCGUUGUGUAUUUGGCUAACAUCUCCCAAGACCUGCCACUGCUGAUCCUGGGAGUCCUGGGAGUGAUUGGCGGUCUCCUCUGUCUGUUCCUGCCAGAAACCAUGGACACCGAGAUGCCUCAGACGCUGCAAGAUGGAGAGAACUUCGGGAAGGACCAGAAGUUUUGGGACUUCCCCUGUUUCCCUAGAAAAAAAUCAUCGGAAGAAGAUGAAGAAAAUCCCGGACAGUACAGGAAGCGAGAAUCUAUAUCGAGUAGCAAAGACGAAGGUUUCGUAAGAUCUCUCCCAGGCAUAGGCUCUAGAGCAUCCAUACGGGCCUCAGUCCGGGCUUCCGUCAGAUCACGAAAGACAGAAGGAGAACAGAGAGAGAACGCUGUAUGAAGAACUUUACUACUCUGACUGGUUUAAGUAUGACUAAUGGUCUUUUAAAUGUGUCACGGUAUAUUUGAAUUGUUUUGAUUUGAGUAUUUAAAGACUUGUGUGGUGUUGUGAUGCGUUUAUUUGGAUGAUGUGGUGAUCUAUUCAAUGUCGUUUGAUAGCCAUUUAGGUGGUAAAGUAAUGCACUCACUCCUUACAAUUUUAAAAGCAAUGUUGGUUCUGUAAUUGAAUUCUAAAAAAGUAUGGUAAUCUGUGCUUGUAUAGUUGACAUGAUUUUAUCUGAGCAUUGUUGACGUCCUAAGCAAGACAAUGCCAUAUUGUAAAAUAUUAAUUUAUCAAUGUACCUAAUAGUAACUUUCUUGUUUCUUUUUGUGGAAUAUAUUACACUAUCAUCUUUCUAAGGUUUCCUUGGUAAACACAAGAGAUUUGAAUAUAUUUUAAAAUUGUCAGUUUUUGUUAAGUUUAGGUAGUUUAAUGACAUGACUUAGUACAGUUUUUAUAAAUAAAAUUUUAAGGAGUGUGUGGUAAUUUGUAAAUUAUUUUGUGUAGAAUCGUUAUCUAAAUUGUGAGAAUUAGUACAACUAAUGUUCAUGCCCACCCAGUCAAUGAAUAAUGAAGAAGGCUGUGCUGUUGUGUUGGAUACUAUGUUUAAGUGUACUAUAGUCAGCGUCAUAUAGUUCGUGGCACCCAAAGUGGCCAAAAAGUUGACAACACACUUGACUUACUUGACUUAUGG